Messenger RNA from Trematomus bernacchii (emerald rockcod), 2708 nucleotides. It is a transcript of the gene morn4, whose product is annotated as MORN repeat containing 4. Lineage: Eukaryota; Metazoa; Chordata; Actinopteri; Perciformes; Nototheniidae. The coding region runs from base 92 to 532 and encodes 146 amino acids. The record is from RefSeq and is a predicted model, not a curated record. The transcript is spliced from 5 exons.
CUCAGCCGGUGUUUUCAUAUUGUACGCCCCUCUGCUGUUGUACGGCUGUUUCCAUGCUUCAUAGACGACAAACGUAGCGUACAGGGGGGACAUGACUCUGACCAGAGGAUCUUUCACCUAUGCCAGUGGGGAAGAGUAUCAUGGCGAGUGGAAAGAAGGUCGGAGGCAUGGAGUUGGCCAGCUGAAGUUUCAAGAUGGAACCUGCUUCUCUGGCCAGUUUGAGAAUGGACUCUUUCAUGGCUCUGGUGUACUGCUCUUUACAGAUGGAUCCAGGUAUGAAGGAGAAUUUGCACAUGGAAAGUUUCAAGGCACGGGAGUCUUUAGUCGAUGCGAUGGCAUGCAGUUUGAAGGAGAAUUUAAAGAUGGACGUGUUGAGGGAUAUGGGCUAUUGACCUUCCCAGACGGAGCUCAUGGUGUCCCACGAAACGAGGGCUUGUUUCAGAACCACAAGCUGCAGAAGAGGGAGAAGUGUCCAGGAGUGGUGCAGCGUGCACAGGCCUCAGCCUCCAAUGCUCGCAUUCUGACACUUUGACCUUCAUGGACCCUGGAGGACACACGGUCAGGGUUCCAGCACCUUCUAGGAGGAUCUCAAGGAUGCAGUACACUCCAGCUCUUCUCUCCUCUCUUUUUUCACCAUUUAUGGUUUUUUUCUGCAUCCUCCUUGCUUAGCCUUCACAGUGGCUUGGAAUGCACAUGCAAUUUGACCAAAUAAUGGCUUUCUUUCUGACUGACUUGAAAUUUACAACACCAUUAAGCACACCUUUAACUCCACAAUUCAUGCACCCACCAAAUGCUGCUGUUUUCCCCUUGUACUUAUUCUUGCACCCAUAAACAGUGUCUUAGCGUUUUCUCUAGAAUAGUUAGCUACGAUAUAAAACAACUUGUUCUACAAUUGUAGAUCUGAUACUUUAAAAAAUGUAGAUCUGAUACUUUAAAAAAUUAAUCUUUAUAAAAGUACAUUAACCAUUACAAGAGAGUUAUAAUGUCCUAUGUAGAGACUUGGCCUCUGGUACAGCAAGCAAGCACAAAUGGAUCUAAACAAUGCACAGUUUAAAAAAAUAAAAUAAAUUGGCUUUACACAUUUUGUUAAAAUGAAAGAUACACAUUGUACAUUUUUGUGAAUGUACUCCACAGGGCACCUCGUCUCCAUUAACAGUGCUGCUUCAAACUCUAGCUUUGCAUGUAUGUAUCAUCACUGGUGUGUCUCCUUUUAGAAUAUCAGUAUUCACGUUUGCCUUAAAGACAUUCUGGUACGAGAUUGUAGUUCCUGGAUGAACAUCUGAAAAUACGAUGACUCACAGUUCCCUUCCCUUCUCCUCGGCAUCAUUCGCCCUAAGGUGUCUGUCAUCUUAAUGAAUUUGAGGCCUGUUUAAAGAUUGCCUUCACUCUGAGGGACAUAUUGUUAAGCUGGUACUGAGUCUUCGCCACCAUUACUCACAAGUCUAGCAGCUCUCCUCUCUACAAUAAACCUCCUCUCCCAGUGGAAAUCAUGGGACUCUGCUGGUUAAUUCUCUCAUGUUUUCCCCUGUAUUAACUAAAGACUUGGAUGACUGGACAUCCUCAAAGUUGUUAAAUAAUCCUAAUUAAAUGCAUUGAAUUGGGGACAUUUAUUUUAAUUAAGGCAGCUGAAUGAAAUAAUUUCUAAACCAGAUGUAUAUAUUAGAAUAUGUAAUUAUGUAUGUGUUUUUCUGUGUGGCGUAUACAUAUUCAUUGUCAUCAGUUGUGUUUUUUCUGACCUUAAGGAACUAGGUGUUUCAUUUGUCACGUAGGAAAAAGUGUUACUGAGUUAGCUGAGACCGUGUGGUUGAGUAUUUUGAAAAAAUGUAUAAACCAUUAUAGCCAAUCACAGCUAUUGUGUGAUUACAGAUUCAUUCAGUGUUUGGUUACAGCAAAAGCUUCUACAUUUGCCUACAUAGACAUUUAACCAAAGACAAUCAAAUGGUAUUACAUGUAACAAAGCCUGGAACAGCCAACAGGAGUUACAUGUGUGUUGUCUCACUGCUUAACGAUAGAAACAAAUCAAUAAGGACAAACCCACCUGGGGCUUUAGUGCGCAUUAAAAACAAAAGGACCGAAGAUUAAACAGGGAAUUGUUAUGAGAUUCUGUUUCUAGCCUGGAUUAUUGCUGAUUUCGAUUGUUGUUUUAUUCUGUGAGGGAAAAAAAAAUCAAUACUCUGUCAUGAACCCACACUGCUAGUUGCUUUCAAUCCCUUCUUUGGUAUGACAGUGUGCUGCAAGGUGCAAUCAGAAGUAUUGAAGAUAACAUUAGACAUAGAAACAGACCAUUGCAUGCCUCAGUACCGUCCUCUACGAUCACACAAUGCUGCUUUAAUGCCUGUAUGUGCAAAGUGUGUCAUAUCCUGUAUUUCAGAUCAUGUUAUGGUAUUUUUCCUUUCUUCUAUUUCGGCGAUGGCGCUAACUCAAGCCUUCUCUACCUACACAUGUCUGCCUGAGUGGAAUUGAAAUAACAAAAAUCCACAUUUUCCAACUGGAAACAAAUGGUGCUUGAAAAGCGUGCCUUUUCCAGACUUUCAUCUUUCUAUGAAAUAUCAUUGCUGUGGUUACUUUUUUCAGUAACAAUAUAAUGUUGCUCUUAGUGCUCUUAGAUCAAACUACUGCACAGUAUCCCCUCAUUCUCCUUGAAUAGGUCUGAAUAUGUAUUGGAAAGGCGAUAAUGUGUUUAAUAAAGCCUUGUGUUGAGAAAAGAA